AUGGUCUCCGAUCGCAAGCUGACGUUUUCUAUGGGGCUGCUGCUUGGGAGCAUCUCCUACGUCUUGAUCAUUGCGUUUGGCCAAAUGAGCGUUGGACACAAAGGUAAAAUUCAAGACCACGAACAUCAUCACCUGCGCGCGCCUAACAGAGAGGAUUCCUUUAAACCGUCGGAGGCGGAAGGCGUGGCGCUCCGGGAAAGUGUCCGAGUUUACUGUUUCGUACUUGGCGAACCCAAGUACAGGGGCUACCAGGCUAUAUUGAGGGGCACCUGGACCAAACACUGUGACAAGGCCGAGUUCUACGGUUCUGAAAGCAGUCCUUUGUCCAAUCGAAAAGCAAAUGAUACCUGGCUACAGGUGAGGGAAACAUACAAAUAUGUCUUUGAAAAGUAUGGCAGCAUCUACAAUUGGUUCUUUCUUGCACGCCCCACUACGUUUGCGGUCAUCGAAAACUUAAAGUAUUUUUUGUUGAGGAAAAACGCAACACAGCCAUUAUAUCUGGGCCACACUGUAAAAUACGGAGACCUGGAAUACGUAGCGUUGGAAGGAGGCAUUGUCUUAAGUACCGAGUCGAUGAAAAGGCUUGACGGCGCUCUCCGCUCUGAAAACUGUAGAGAUCGAAGUAUGAUUUGGAAGUUAUCUGAAGAUAUGCAGCUGGCUGUUUGCUUGAAGUAUGCAGGAGUUCGUGCAGAAAAUGCAGAGGACUCCGAAGGAAGAGAUGUAUUUAAUACAAAGCCAAUUGAACGCCUUAUUCAAGAGGCAAUCUCGAAUAAUCCUCAGCAUGUCGUCGAAGGCUGCUGUUCAGAUAUGGCUGUCACUUUUAACGGACUGACCCCUCAGAAAAUGGAAGUCAUGAUGUAUGGAGUGUACCGGCUGAGGGCAUUUGGCCAUCACUUCAAUGAUACGCUGGUUUUCUUACCCCCAAGUGGUUCAGAUAAUGACUGA
Echinops telfairi (small Madagascar hedgehog) is the source of this 945-nucleotide messenger RNA. It is a transcript of the gene C1GALT1C1L, whose product is annotated as C1GALT1 specific chaperone 1 like. Gene Ontology annotation, molecular function: N-acetylgalactosaminide beta-1,3-galactosyltransferase activity. The transcript has a single exon. Lineage: Eukaryota; Metazoa; Chordata; Mammalia; Afrosoricida; Tenrecidae. The coding region runs from base 1 to 945 and encodes 314 amino acids. The record is from RefSeq and is a predicted model, not a curated record.